Dendroctonus ponderosae (mountain pine beetle) is the source of this 2084-nucleotide messenger RNA. RefSeq names its product GPI transamidase component PIG-S (gene PIG-S). The record is from RefSeq and is a predicted model, not a curated record. Gene Ontology annotation, cellular component: GPI-anchor transamidase complex. Bases 421 to 1599 code for a protein of 392 amino acids. Gene Ontology annotation, biological process: attachment of GPI anchor to protein. The transcript is spliced from 3 exons. Lineage: Eukaryota; Metazoa; Arthropoda; Insecta; Coleoptera; Curculionidae.
AAAGUAUACUAUUCCCUUUAUUUAUAACCAUUUUGUGCAGUCUGGCAACAACAUAUUUUAUUACAUUUUGUAAAUGUUUUCUAGCCUGAUUCUAUCGAUCAUCCGCAUUUUUUCUUUUUGAAUGUACUUUGUUUAAGUGUACUUUAGGGGAAAAUUAAAAAGAACGCCGAAAUCCGCCAGAUACAAAGUGAAAUAAACUGUAUAUAAAUAAUAUAUUGUCUAUAAAAAAAAUAUUGAUAAAGCGAAAAACUGUCUAUAUGCCCCUCAUGAGAUCCUGAGUCAUCCUAUGUGCCCCCCAGUUGACGUUCCAAAAUCAGUUGAAACAGUUUGUCAACAGUUAGUUAACCUCAAAUUUGGUAACCCAAACAACAUUUGGAAGCUUUAAGUAAAAGUUGAAUAAAAAAUACUGUACAAUUAACAAUGAGCCAUAAAACUGCCCCAAAGAAAGUCCAGGAUUCAAAGAAAAGUGCUCUUGCAAAAGAUGCCAAACUCGUCGAAGAUGAUUCUGAGCGCAAAUUCCGAACCUUGAGUAUACUGUCGUACUUCAUAGUUCUAGUGCUGCUGGGAAUUCCCAUCUGGUGGUAUACAACGAGGGUUUAUAGGGCUCCCUUGCCACUCGAGGAUAUUGAUGAGCUCCGAAUCAAAGCUACCAAAGCCAGUGACUUUGGUAUACCUUUAAGCCUCGAAUAUGACAUACUUAUAACGUUCGUUCACCCAGACCCAGAGUCAAUUAAGAUCCAGGCUGAUGGAUCAGAAAUUGAGACACUCUUGCAGGACUUGCUUAAAAAGUUAUCACCGAUUUCAGAGUUUGUAGUCAAAUCGCAGUGGUUGUACUUAAUCGAAUUAGCGGCGAUACCCAGAAUGGUAAUGGAUUUUAAUCUCAUACUGAAAAACCAGCUGCCCCAUGUUAUCACCCCAUUAGAAACCAAAUUGUGGUCUCAUGCAUCGCCAAGACCAACCAUCAAUUUGAUUGUGUAUUUUCCGCAUUGCCACACCGCACCGUUGCAUAUUGCCGACUCUGAUAACAACAUAUCGCCAACAAACGCUUUUGUGAGUCCCAGAUGGGGCGGAAUUUAUCUGGUCAAUCUGGAUGAGUCCUCCUGCAAUUCGGGCCACUUUGCAGCUGAUUCGAAGGAGAUUGCAUUGAAUUUUCAUCAAAUGUUAUUAGAGUUGUUCCAUUUAAACAACACCUCCGAGGCUGUGUUGACGGAAUUUAAACUGAAAAAAAUUGAAGAAAUGCUGGAAUCUUCCAAGAGAACUUUGAAAUCCCUGGCUCAAUUGCUCUCAGAAAUAAAUAGCAUUGUGAUAAGUGACCAGGUAGCGAGUCAAAUUAAUUUAGCAUUACACAGUGUGCAGGAGGCUGAAACUCUACUGGCAACUGGUGACAAAGAGGGUGCUUUGCAGUAUGCGAAGUUGGCUUUUAAAAAUUCCGAAGAAGCUUUUGCUCAUCCUUCCCUGUUGGCCCUUUUGUACUUCCCAGAUGACCAAAAGUAUGCCAUCUACAUUCCGCUGUUUCUGCCUGUGAUGAUUCCUGUUAUUAUGUCUUUGAUUCAAAUAAGGAAAAAACGAGGUAGUGCUGCGAAGGACAAAACCUCUUAAAGACUGAACUGUUGCGGCAUUUUGUUACUUUAACUUUGAUGGGUAAGCAAGUCGAUUUAGUAUUAAUAAUUCAAAUGCAACCAAAAUUAUGCAAAAGCUGAAAACUAGUCAGCAAAAGUAAUAAAGUAAGCGAAUUUUACUACUUUGUCGACCUUAAUUUUUGACAAAGUAGUAAAAAUUUUGUUCGUAUGCCCAACCAAAACACAAGUGAAUGUUUUAAACAUUUGUGUGGGUAAAAAAUAAUUAAUUACAGCAAAGUUAUAAUUUUAUUUUGUGUUAUUCGCGUUUACAACGCACUGUACGAAAACUUAAAUUCCUAAACCCACCCUAAUAGUUCAUCAAACGUGUAUUAAUUAUCAUUUUAUACUAAAUUUCGUUUUUAAAUAAUAAUCUUACAGUGUAAGUAUAAUGCUUAUUAUAAAUAAAUCGUAUGUACAUGUUUCAUCUGAAUGAUUCCAUUUAAUAGAAUGAAUUCAAUAGCUAAA